Molecule: messenger RNA, 633 nt
Organism: Aspergillus wentii DTO 134E9
Lineage: Eukaryota; Fungi; Ascomycota; Eurotiomycetes; Eurotiales; Aspergillaceae
Product: phosphoglycerate mutase family protein
Exons: 2
Coding region: 1-633 (210 amino acids)
Cellular component (GO): cytoplasm
Molecular function (GO): phosphatase activity
Source: RefSeq, a predicted model, not a curated record
AUGCCCUUCCGCCUCCACCUCAUCCGCCACGCAGAAGGCACCCACAAUCCCACCCACGACACCACCAUCCUCGACCCCCCACUGACAGCAACCGGCGUCGCGCAGUCAGAACAAUUAUGUCGUGAUUUUCCCUAUCACGACUCCGUCGGACUAGUCAUUGCAUCUCCACUGAAACGAACACUACAAACAGCCGUUGUUGGUUUCGCGAAAUGCAUUGAUGGAAAGUACACCAACACAGGCGUUCAAAACGGUGCUCGUUUCUCGCUUGAAGCAGACGUCCAGGCGCACUCUGCUCGGCCCUGUGAUACGGGCUCAGAUAUUUCGGUUCUUCGUGAGGAGUUUCUGGGUCUGAGCUGGGAUAUACUAGAGGAAGGGCUGGAUCCUGUAUUUCCUGCCAAAACGGGGGCGUAUGCGCCUGAUGCGGAGGUGUUGCGGGAGCGGGGACGGAGGAUGCAGAGGAGAUUAGAGGGGUACUUUAGAGAGUUGGAGGGGAGUGAGAGGCCGGAUAUUGUGGUCGUCACGCAUGGGGGGUUUAUGAGGUUUGUGGCUGGGGUUGAGAAGAUGUGUGCUGGGCCUGCGAGGUGGAGGACGCUGGAGGUGAGCACGUCUACUUCUUUCAGCUGCGUAGAUUAA